Lasiodiplodia theobromae is the source of this 1281-nucleotide messenger RNA. RefSeq names its product Transcription factor. Lineage: Eukaryota; Fungi; Ascomycota; Dothideomycetes; Botryosphaeriales; Botryosphaeriaceae. The transcript is spliced from 3 exons. The coding region runs from base 1 to 1281 and encodes 426 amino acids. The record is from RefSeq and is a predicted model, not a curated record. Gene Ontology annotation, biological process: regulation of DNA-templated transcription. Gene Ontology annotation, molecular function: DNA-binding transcription factor activity, RNA polymerase II-specific; zinc ion binding.
AUGGCGACCGAGCACGCAGCUCCCGCUUUUUCCGUCCCCAACUACCACCAUUUCCAGCAGCCGCCGCACUUCACCAAGCAGUCGCAAGGCGUCUUCGUCGCCAGCACCCGCCUCAACUACCCCACCAUGGACCAGCGCGACCCGGCCCAGCUGCCUAACAGCAUCCAAGUCCACGCCCGCCGCAACUCGGUGCCCUACACGGGCAGCUUCCGCCGCUCUCACACGACCGGUGACAUUAACACUGCCGACUACACCGCCCGCGACUUCGGCCGCCAGAAGAAGCCGUCGCCGCCGCCAUCGCUCGCCGACUCGGCCUGCUCCGUGUGCACCACGCGCCACUGGGAGUGCGAUGGCAAGCGUCCGCAGUGUACCGGCUGCGAAAGGAACGGCCUCUCGUGCCACUUUAGCGAGUCGCCGUCUUCGGACCGCGCUCCUCAGGGAAUGUCUGCUGACGACUUUGUUCGCGUCGGUGAGCUGCCAGAGGAGCUGGAGCCUCACCGCGAGAUGAUCGAGGGCGUGCGUCGUGUUUACGCCACUCUCGUCAAGAUGCGCUACAUCCCUGCCGAUGAGCUCCAGUGGCCACCCCACCACCAGCUGAAGAGCAUGCUGGAGCCCCUCGGCUACGAUCCGCGCGUCGUGGAUGUGAUGCGCUUCCUGCCCUAUCUGAAGAACACCGUCGUGCAGCGCGCCAGCCCGGAGCUCGACCACGGAACCUAUGGAAUCAACUACCUCGACCAAGGCGAGGCCGAGGACAUGCUCGAAGUCGCCAGGCCCGGCGAACUGAUUGUUUUCAAGUCUUGCUCCGAUUUCGGCAACUUCUACGUCUACAAUAUAGAAAACAGGACUAUGAAGCUCGCGACGCCUUUCCAACUCUACAGCAAGGAAACUGGCAGACAAGAAUUCGACAACAGACUCACAGCACGCCCCGCCGGCGCCGUGCUCAACGACCUAGUCGAGGGCUACAGAAAUCUCACGCUCGUGCCCAUGCGCGGCCUCCAUGGAUACCAGCUGUCCUCCUCCCUUCCCGGAUCCGAUACCGAAAUCAAGCGCCUGUACCUGAGACAUGGCUGGCCCAACAAGUUCGAUGGCGAAAGCUUCCAGAAAGCUCUCGCCGAGUGGCUUGAGCGCGAGAGCAAGAAGCAGCAGGCCGACGUUGGCCAGAUGACCCGCGUUUCCGCCGUCGAAGCGCAAUCUGGUACUCCGAACCGCAAGACCAUGCGCAGCACCCGCAGUCUCCGCGAAAGACUCCAUCUCACGCGUCGUGCCACGGCCAAUAGAUAA